This is a messenger RNA of Coprinopsis cinerea okayama7#130, 624 nucleotides long. RefSeq lists its product as hypothetical. The transcript has 4 exons. The record is from RefSeq and is a predicted model, not a curated record. NCBI's taxonomy places the organism in Eukaryota, Fungi, Basidiomycota, Agaricomycetes, Agaricales, Psathyrellaceae. Gene Ontology annotation, cellular component: mitochondrial large ribosomal subunit. Bases 1 to 624 code for a protein of 207 amino acids. Gene Ontology annotation, molecular function: translation release factor activity. Gene Ontology annotation, biological process: mitochondrial translational termination.
AUGUUGGCCUACAGGAAUAUUACUCUGUUUCAAUCUCUACGGACAUCACCGUCUAUUCUAUGUCGUCUAUACGCAACUAGCAGUCUGCCGACCCCGCCUGCGACGACCGACGUUCCUAAACCAGACUCGAAGGAUGCAUCGGGCGUCCACAAGUGGGCGGAGGAAUUCAAGGCUUUGAAUCCUGAUUUUCUGAGAGAUGCACCUGGAGUCUCUUUGAGCUUUUCUCGGAGCUCGGGACCAGGCGGACAGAAUGUGAAUAAAGUGAAUACCAAGGUCUCUCUACGCUGUGAUUUGAAUUCGCCGUGGAUUCCGCAAUGGGCGAGGAAGGAUUUUGUGAAGGAUCCUCACUAUGUCGCUUCGACCCAUACCCUCCUCGUAACGUCCACCUUUACCAGGUCGCAAGCGCAGAAUAUCGACGAUUGUCUGGAGAAGCUCAAGAACCUUAUCCUCUCGGUCGCAAUGUCAAGGAUCCAGAACCCCACGUCGGCAGAGACGAAGCAACGGGUAGCGGGUCUGAUCAAAGAGGACAAGGCGCGCAAGAAAGCUGAGAAACAACACCGAAGCAGUGUCAAGCAGAACCGAAGCCAGUCCCGAAGGGGUGUUGGUGGAGGAUGGGACUCUUAA